Anolis sagrei ordinatus is the source of this 1543-nucleotide messenger RNA. Its product is annotated as zinc finger protein RFP-like. Gene Ontology annotation, biological process: innate immune response; protein ubiquitination; regulation of gene expression. The record is from RefSeq and is a predicted model, not a curated record. Gene Ontology annotation, cellular component: cytoplasm. Gene Ontology annotation, molecular function: protein binding; ubiquitin protein ligase activity; zinc ion binding. NCBI's taxonomy places the organism in Eukaryota, Metazoa, Chordata, Lepidosauria, Squamata, Anolidae.
UUUUUUUCUAUUUUAUAGGAAAAAACCAAGCUCCUCCUGGAAUCUCUAAGGAAGAAGAAGGAAGAGUUUAAGGACCAGCAAUAUGUUCAAGAACUAAGAAGGAAAGACGGUCAGACACAGUUAGACCUUGAGAAGAUGAAGAUCAAAUCUCUCUUUGAGGGAAUGCAGAGAUUUCUUGAAGAGAAACAGCAUUUCUGCUUAACUCAGCUGGAAGACCUGGAGAAAGAGAUGGAGAAAAGACAAGACAAGACCCUUGCCAAACUCGCUGAAGAGAUUUCCCAACUCAGUUUGCUGAUCACAGAGAUGGAAGAGAAGUGUCUGCAGCCAGCCAGCAACUUCCUGCAGGACAUAAAAAAUUCCUUGAUCAGAUGUGAGAAGAAUUUAGGAGGAUAUGUGCCAGAUGUUUCUCCAGAUUUGACCGAGAGACUCAAAGUUACCUCUCAGGAGAUCUCUGCUUUACAAAAGGCCACAGAGUCCUACAAAGAAAAUCUGGAGGAAACUCUGAUCAAGGCUGUUUGGGAGCAAACCAUCAACACAGAUUUGCUCAGCAAAGCCCCAAACAGAGUGAAUGUGACUCUGGACCCAGAGACAGCAUGUUCCAGGCUUAUUCUGUCUGAGGACCUGAAGAAUGUGAGAAUGUUAGGAUGUGUGGAUAUGUUUUGCCAGGAGGCCUUUGUGUUGGGCCGUGAGAGAUUCACUUCCGGAAGACAUUGUUGGCAAGUAGAAGUUUCCUCAGAACAGUGGGCUGUUGGGAUCGCAAGAGAUUCUGUCAGAAAGAAGGAAAAUAUUAACCCAGACACAGACGACUCAAUCUGGGCUGUAGGGGUAAAACUAAAUAACAACUAUGAUUCUGAAGUUUGCAUUUUCCCUGAAGUAGACUCUUUUUAUUUAAUAAGGAAUAUCCGUAAGUUACGUGUGGUCCUGAAUUAUGAAGCGGGUCAGGUGGAAUUUUUUGAUGACAGUGUUAAUGAUUUAAUCUAUGCUUUUACUUCAAUAUCAUUCUCUGGUGAAGAAAUCCGACCCUUUUUCUACAUACCCGAGAAUGGAAGCUUGAUGUGCUAAUUGUUGGGGAGAACCAGCCUUCAUCCACAGUCCCAUCAAAGGACUCUCCAAGGCUUUCUCUGGAGCACCUUGGGGCCCAAACCAAAAGCAGGGGGAAGAGCUUCCAUUUCUUGAUCUUGAGGACUAGAAUCUUUUCUCUGCAAAAAAUGCAAAGAAGAAGAGGUUAAGAGACCCUUUUGGUUACAGGUUCUUUUCUUCUGCUUCUUUAAAUUCUUGCCUCAUUAUGUUUUUAAAGACACAGGGCCCUCCACUAGGUUUGAAAAAAAGGAACCAAAAGAGGAAUAAAUAUAACUGCUCUUUUGCAAUAAAGAGAAUGAUGUGUGUAUACUUAUACUUGUAACAGUUGCACUGUUUUAAUAUAAUUGCAAACAAGAUAUUAACGUUUGGUUUUGCAAGUUGAAUAGUAUUGUUAAAAUGCUCCUGAAAACUAAUUCAAUAUACUGUAUAAUUACUAAUAAAAGUUCAUAAACAUGUCACACCA